Molecule: messenger RNA, 1476 nt
Organism: Salpingoeca rosetta
Lineage: Eukaryota; Choanoflagellata; Craspedida; Salpingoecidae
Exons: 11
Coding region: 212-1306 (364 amino acids)
Biological process (GO): maintenance of mitotic sister chromatid cohesion; mitotic sister chromatid cohesion
Cellular component (GO): nucleus; chromatin; Ctf18 RFC-like complex
Source: RefSeq, a predicted model, not a curated record
ACGAAUUUUCCGCAUCCGGUGUUUGGCGCGCUCUACUCAAAACAACAGCAAGCAAAAGUUGGAAGGACAAGUCGCCAACACACGCACACGCGCUGUCUCUCUACAUCCCUAUCUCCAUCUCCAUCUCUCUCUCCAUCUCUCCAUCUCCAUCUCUCUCUGUCUCUCUAUCUCUACCUCUCUCUCUCUCUCCGUGUGUCACUCUCACACAGCCAUGGCGGGAAAGCUCGAGUUUGCGGGCGACUUUGAGUCGAGCGACUUGGUGUUGAUGCAAGUAGACAGCCACGUGCUGGAUGCCAUCGAACAGGGCAAUCAACAGGUGUCGUUCAAGGCAUGUGGGAACGACUCUGUGGUCUUGUGCACUGAUACGCGCACGUAUUCGGUGAAGCACGCUGACGUCUCCAACGCACACUACGUUGUGCCACCGGAUCCCGAGCACGCAAGCGACGUGCUCGCAUUUCCACCUGGCCGUCCUCGCCAAGUCCGCGGAAACAUAGCAUCAUACUUUGAGUUGCGACACGUCGACCCAAGCGUGGCCAAGGUGCAGGAGCUCCUGCGCGAAUGCGAAUACAACGGGCCCGAGGAGGAAGCGGCUAGGAACACACAAACGCUGUACACGCUGGAUGCAUUGCUGGAUGUGGUGCGGGCAAGUAGAGAAGAACUCCUCACAGCACUGCACGAUAUGCACGCAUUUGAACACGACGACCACUGGCGGGUGCUUGGGGAGCGGUACAAGUUUGAGGUGACAGAUCUGCUGCUGAAGACGGCUGCUGGCGACGAUUGGAUUGCUGAUGGCGUUCCUCUGGACGAGUGCACUGCGUCGCUCGCCGAAUGUGAUAUCCCGGGCUUUGUUGUACGCGCCGUCCUCAAGGAGAUGGCCACGCCACUGGACGAUAUUGGGGCGCGGUGGCGACUGGACGAGGCCGCAGUCUGUCGAUUCCGCGCACAGGAAUUCCUGCAAAUUGGAUCGUCGUGGGAUCUCGACAGUUUUACAGAGACAUGGGCGGCAUCACUUCCAGAGGGAAUGCACCCCAACCCAGACUACCUGAAGGGAUUGGCGCUCAUUUCGAAGCCGUCGGAGUUGGACGAGAAGCAGACAGUACAGUACUUCCCAGCAUCGUCGCUGCCUGUUGAGCCGCGUGCACGGUUCGCAGCGCUGUUCUCCGCGCGUUCCGUCUGGACCGACGACGACAUCACACCGUACAUCGCCGGGAUUGUGAGCAAGUUACAGACACGGGAAGCGCUGUUGAUGAAACACGCACGUGGAUAUGAAGGGAAGGACGGUACGCGCAUGUACAAUCAGAAGUAACCCAAACGGGUUGGUGUCAACGAACACAGACCAAAAAGCGGGCGGUGGUGCAAACUCGAGUCGCGUCGCAUCGAGUGCAACAAGAACAUGCGACGAUGACGAGCGGGGCGCCGCUGUUGCCGUUGCUGUUGUCGCGUUCGUCGUUGUCGUCGUUGUCGUCGUUGUCGUCG